This is a messenger RNA of Camelina sativa (false flax), 931 nucleotides long. RefSeq lists its product as uncharacterized. The record is from RefSeq and is a predicted model, not a curated record. Lineage: Eukaryota; Viridiplantae; Streptophyta; Magnoliopsida; Brassicales; Brassicaceae.
GGCCGAGGCCUAAUCCUUAAAAACAAAUAAUUUGGUUGCAGAAAUAUUUAUUUGUUUACGGCCCAUUGAGACCUUCAUUAUAAUACCACACGAGUUACGAGCUUCGUCUUGUCGGAGUCGGAGAAGAAGCAGUAAGAUGUUCAAGAACACGUUUCAGUCUGGGUUUCUGUCUAUUUUGUACAGUCUAGGAAGCAAGCCUCUUCAGAUAUGGGAUAAAGAAGUUGUGGAUGGCCAUGUGAAGCGUUACCAUGAUGAUGAGAUCCAAUCCAAUGUGCUUGAAGUAGUUGGAUCUAACAUCCAGUCUACAUACAUUACAUGUCCUGCUGAUCUUUCCGCUACUCUUGGUAUCAAACUUCCUUUUUUGGUCUUGGUUGUGAAGAAUAUGAAGAAAUAUUUCUCAUUCGAGAUUCAAAUUCUGGAUGACAAGAAUGUGCGCCGCCGUUUCAGAGCUUCUAACUUUCAAGCUGUCACUAGAGUAAAGCCGUAUAUUUGCACAAUGCCACUCAAGAUGGACGAAGGCUGGAAUCAAAUCCAGCUUAACUUAGCUGAUCUUACUAGGAGAGCUUAUGGGACUAAUUAUGCUGAGACAUUGCGAGUUCAGAUUCAUGCCAACUGCCGCCUCAGGCGCAUAUAUUUUGCUGACCGUCUCUACUCAGAAGAGGAGCUUCCUCCGGAAUUCAAGCUGUAUCUCCCAGUGCAGAAAGCAUGAUUAGUUAAUUCCAAAGGCUUCCACCAUUGUCGUGGUACGCAAUUACACUGUUAUCUAUUUCAGAUAUGAGAGCUUUAAUUUCGCUUGUAGCAUCCCAUGUUAUUAGAAGUUUGCCAUACCUUGAGCUUGCUUUUGACUUAAUAUUCAUUGUGUUAAUGUUAAAUCUCUUACUGAAAGGGAAUCACAUACGCUUUAGAUUUUCAAUGUAUAUCAUACAUGAUC